AAGCCCUGACAUGCGGUGCGCCCUUGUAGCUCCCCAAAACCCAGAGUCAGCAUCUCUGCGUCCGUUACGCACAGCUGGAGGGACGGUCCGCAGCGCCGAGGGGUCGAGGAGCCGGCGGUACAGUCCUUCCACAGGUUGAAGCUGCUGGCUUGUAAAAGAUGAAACACACUGUGUGUGUGUGUCUCUUCCCUGUCAGCGGCGUCUUCUCGCCACAUAACGGUGCUGGAACUAUAAGGGAAUAGCAAUGCAUCUGACAUAACUUCCUGUUCGGAGUCGAGACCACGAGGGGCAAUGAACGUGCACUCGCCUCCGAGGAGGAGACUCAGGCGCAGUCGUGUCCUCUUCUUCAUCUCAGGUGCGCUGCUGUGUUUCGUCUACACGCUGACUCUGAAGGCCAGGCUGUCACAGCCGCGAGCCUCCGCCCAGACGGAUGAUGCUCUCAGAGCAGAGGGGGGUGGUGAUGAUGGUGUGGAGGUCAACAUUCGGGAGGUGAUGGCAUCCAAUGAGACAGAGGGGGAGGUCGUCUCACCUGAGAGCACCAAACCUCCUGUGGUGAUCAUCGUCAACAGGACAGAUAUCGAACAGUGUAUCUACGUAGAUCCUAAACCUCCGCCAACUCCAACUCCCCCACCACCGACCACCACAGCUACCCCCCGCCCCCCGCUCCAGCGCCCUCACAGGAAGGGUGACUAUCCUGAGGACCUGUUCUCAGUGGAGCAGCGACAACAAGGUUGGGUGGUGCUGCACAUCGUAGGCAUGAUCUACAUGUUUGUCGCCCUGGCCAUCGUCUGCGACGAGUUCUUCGUUCCUGGGCUGGAGGUCAUCACCAAUAAGCUGCAGAUCUCUGACGACGUGGCCGGGGCCACCUUCAUGGCGGCUGGAGGCUCGGCCCCGGAGCUCUUCACCUCCCUGAUCGGGGUCUUCAUCUCCCACAGCAACGUGGGCAUCGGCACCAUCGUGGGCUCGGCCGUCUUCAACAUCCUGUUUGUGAUCGGCAUGUGCGCCAUCUUCUCCCGGGAGAUGCUGCACCUCACCUGGUGGCCGCUCUUCAGGGACGUGACCUUCUACAUCCUGGACCUCAUCAUGCUCAUCAUCUUCUUCCUGGACAACAUGAUCCUCUGGUGGGAGAGCAUCUUGCUGCUCCUGGGCUACAUCAGCUACGUGAGCUUCAUGAAAUUCAACAGUCAGAUCGAGCAGGUGGUCAAGACCCAGAUCAACAAGCACAUGAGUAUCGUCAAGGUGUGGACCGCAGAGGAGCCGGAGAAGGAGAGUGAAGCUCCAGCAGCAGCACCACCACCACCACAACCUCCACCUCCUGCUGCUGCUGCUCCUGCUUCCUCUGCUCUUCCUCCUCCUCCUCCUCCUUCUCCUGCUGCACCAAAAGCUGAAGAUAAAUCCAAGCGGGAACCUGAACAACCCCCGAGCAGCCCUCAGUGCAACAAACCGCCAUCCGAUCCUCAAGAGGACAGAACAAGACUCCGGGUGCGUCCCGUGCUGCAGCGAGGCGGCAGCUCGGCCUCCCUCCACAACACCUCCCUGAGGAGCACCAUCUUCCAGCUGAUGAUCCACACGCUGGACCCUCUGGGAGAAGAAGUCGAUAACAAGCCAAACGCAGAGCAGGCCGGUGCAGCAGGGGGCGCUGCAGCCGAGCCGUCCACCUCACAGCCUCAAAGGACAGAAGAGACCAGUGAGAAGACGCCCGACCAGCCGGACGAGUCGAAGGCGGCAGCGGAGGGAUCAGAGGGCUCAGAGGGCGGCGCCGGGGACGACAGCGGCGAUGACGACAGCAGUGACCCGGGUGAGAGUGAAGAACAGGACGAUGAUGAUGAUGAUGGAGACAAGGAGGAAGAGGAAGAGGAAGAGGAGGAGAAUGAGCCGUUGUCUUUAGAGUGGCCUGAAACCAGACGCAAGCAGGCCACAUACCUGCUCCUGCUGCCCAUCGUGUUCCCGCUGUGGCUCACGCUGCCUGACGUCCGCAACCUGGCGUCCAGGAGGUAUUUUGUCAUGACGUUUAUCGGCUCCAUCCUGUGGAUCGGAGUCUUCUCCUACCUGAUGGUGUGGUGGGCUCAUCAGGUGGGUGAGACUGUGGGCAUCUCAGAGGAAAUCAUGGGCCUGACCAUCCUCGCGGCGGGGACGUCCAUCCCCGACCUGAUCACCAGCGUGAUCGUGGCCCGGAAAGGUCUGGGAGACAUGGCCGUGUCCAGCUCGGUGGGCAGCAACAUCUUCGACAUCACUGUAGGCCUGCCGGUGCCGUGGCUCAUUUACACUCUGUUACACAACGGCGAUCCGGUAACCGUCAGCUCCAACGGCCUCUUCUGCGCCAUUGUGCUGCUCUUCCUCAUGCUCCUCUUCGUCAUCAUCUCCAUCGCCGCCUGCCGCUGGAAGAUGAGUCGAAUGUUGGGCCUCACCAUGUUCGUACUGUACUUUGUGUUCCUCUUCCUCAGCGUCCUGCUGGAGGAUCGCAUCCUCAUCUGCCCCAUUUCCAUCUGAGCUGACGGCUCGAGGCAGAGAGCGAAACGCCACACACGACUUAGUACGUCCAGACUGGAUCAGUACAGAACGUAGGACAUGUUAGAGGAACCGAGUCCAAUGUCAAAAGGCUGACCUGACGCACAAUAGACAACAUGGUAGAAACACCAAACUAAGGGAAAAGUAACGAUAAAAGGAAAAUCCACCCUCAACAUAAUAAGUCUGAUGAUUUUCCAGCAGCUGCUUUGUAAUAACUUGUAAAUAAAUUUUCUGUCUUCAAAAUAACCCCCUGUUCAUCACAGUGACUGUAUUUACCCUCCAUCUAAACUUAGAUUGUAAAAUUUAUUCACUACAUAUUUUUCCCUAAAAAAAAUAUCCACUAUGGAACAAAUACAGUAGUUUAUUUUCUAUCAGUCCCACAAUGCAAUGCGCCACAUUUUAUAGAUACCAACAUCACAGCUGACAGUGAUGAGUCGGUUUACUGCUCAGAACAGAAUUAACUAUUGUGAGUCUGCUGUUAUGGGCAGUUGUGAACUAGUCAGUGAUUUCGGUACCCUUGUGUACAAAAUUGUCUACUUCAGUAAUCCGUUUCCUACAUUUCCCAGAAUACACUCAUGUAACCACUUGAGACAAAGCAUUCUGUGCACAAAGCUAAUUAUCCCUGAUGGGAAAGUAAAGUGUGCAGACGUUGUGUUAAUGAGGUUCUUCGAGGUUUCAGGCUCAUAUCUCGGUCACCACAGAGGUGAUUUUACUCUGAAAGAAACUGUUUUCUGUGUAAGCACAGAAUAUUAUCAAUAUUGUGUACCUGAGCCCACAAAUAAUCACCAUCAGGAUAUGGCAGUGUGCUUUUUAGCAGCCGUGACAAACACUAAUGGAAAAGCAGUCGUUUUAUCACUUUCAAGCACAGUGAAAGGGGUUUGUUACCUGGCUGAGAAGUUGGAGGUGUGCAGCCUGCAGCUCGUCAGAUAACAGCUCACUGUGGCUGCUCCUCCUCCUUCCAGCACUACCUACAAUAAUCUUGUUUGUAGUAAUAAGCAUUGAGCUCACUGACAAACGCACUGCGUUUCCUGUGAGUACUUCAUAAUAAAAGUCAACUGGUGUUUUGCCAGUCCAAUGCUUUUAAUGUGAAGCUGAAGCAGGAGGAAAUGUUCAGUUUGCAUUAGCAGCAACUUAAAACAGCGUUUUUCCAGGAAAUAUCAUCAGACACCCAGCUCAUAAUACUUAAAAUAUAUAAAUAUUGCAGUACUUUCAUCAAUAGCCCAUAUAGACUCUAUCAGCACUGUGUUGCCUCAUUUGGUGAUAAUGACUAAACAAACAUUUACUUCAGUGAAAACCUUUGAGAUUAAAACUUUAACUGCAGCUAAAAAAAAAACCCUGGUUUCUGCUUACUUUAGUGGUUUGCCGUCUGACGUUGUUAGACCUUGAGCGCUGAUUGAUUUUGUGCUUUAAGUCUUCACUGUAGCUGCUGGAAAUAUCUGAAUGUGACAGCAGACUAUCACCGACUGCUCAGUUUUCUACUUUUGAGUGUUUUCAGGGUGGACUUCCUUUAUUGUUGUGAGCGUAAUGCUUCUGGAACCUGAGGUGAUUUUCGUAGGUUAAUUAAAUCCAUUAAGUCCGUUACAGCAGUGAAGGCUCAGCUUCACUGUGCAGCAAUUCAAACCUUCUGGAUGCAACUUCAGUUUUGUAUGUUCAGUAUUUUCUGGACUGUGUUCUUAAAACUUUGUUCUGUAACCAAACUAGUGUUUGUUCCUGUUCAGUGUAUAAAAGAACGUUUUUGUGUGAUUUUGUCAACAUAACUGUGGUGGAGAGAAGCAGUGAUCAUGUGUGUGUGUGUCAGGUAAACGUGUAUCAGACUGUCUUAGCUGUGAGACCGGUGUCACGCUGUCAGAUGUUUCCGUCUUGUUAAAUGCUCUUGUUGGAUUGAAGUGGAUGCAAACGUGUUGUUGAUAGGAAAUCUAUCAAUAUUUCAAAUUAAAAUUCCAUGCUGCAAUAAAUUAUUUUUUUAA
Messenger RNA from Chelmon rostratus (copperband butterflyfish), 4475 nucleotides. Its product is annotated as sodium/potassium/calcium exchanger 1-like. The record is from RefSeq and is a predicted model, not a curated record. The transcript has 9 exons. NCBI's taxonomy places the organism in Eukaryota, Metazoa, Chordata, Actinopteri, Chaetodontiformes, Chaetodontidae. Gene Ontology annotation, molecular function: calcium channel activity; calcium, potassium:sodium antiporter activity. Gene Ontology annotation, biological process: calcium ion transmembrane transport; intracellular calcium ion homeostasis; long-term synaptic potentiation. The coding region runs from base 292 to 2490 and encodes 732 amino acids. Gene Ontology annotation, cellular component: membrane.